GUUGAAUUAAAUGAUUAAAAAAGAAAAAAAGAAACGCAUUAAAACUUAAUUAAGACCAAGUAUGUAGUCCGUUUUAUAUCUUUUUUCAACAGAAAGAGUUACCUCCCCUCCACUUUCAACUAACAUCAUUGUUUCCUAUUAGAAAGUUUUAUAUAUGGGAUCCUCUUGAUAGUCUUUUAUGAAAUAUAGGUCAAAUCUUUUCGGACACCCUGUAUAUCUAGGUAUCUAUAUACUCGAGUUCCUUUAAGCGUGCAAAUGCACACAGAAGAAGAAGAAGUAGAAGCAGAAGAAAAAGAAGAAGAAGAAGAAUAGGAAGGAUAAUACACAGUCUUGAGUGUUGCUCCUUCUUCUAUAAGACAAUGAUACAGUUAGACGAUCCUCUCAGUAGUGAGUCAAUCGUAAGAGGCACGAGUUUAGUUCUGUUUUAUUCACGAAAGUAUAAUGAACCGCGGUGAGGCGAUGAUAAUUACGGCGGACCCGUUAAUUAAGCUACCUCGUCAUCCUCGGUGAACGUGUCGUAUUAGAUAGAAAGAGAGAGAGAGAGAGAGAGAGAGAGUGAGAGAGAAAGAGAGAGAGAGAGAGAGAGAGAAAGUAAGAGAAAGAGAGAGAGAGAGAGAGAGAGGAGUUUGCGGCAAAGGUGACGAAUUCUCUAUUCGAUCGUAUCGUCUUAUUUAGUUCUUUGCUCCCGAAGCAGAUCGAUCGAUUCUACUGGUCAAAGUUUUCAAUUCUACUUUUAGAUUUGAUCGAAUAAUAAUAUUAUUUUACGAAGAUAUCAACGAAGAGUUUUUCUCUCCGUUAAAAAAUGUGGGGACAAGGGAGAAGGAUCGAACGUGAAUUUUUGUUAAUUGCAUUACAAUUUUUUGGAUCAAUAUGUACGUCCAAACUUCAGGAUCUUACGAUCGACAAUCAAUUGGUGAUCGUUGCGAACGAUUGUUAUACCAGAGUAUCCAUUGGCACGAAAUUACCAGAUAAAGAUAUUUUCUUUACUAUUAAAGUGAACACUAUUUCUGAUUGCGAAGAGGAAUGUUCGAAAAGACGAAGUUCUUGCGUUGCGUUUGGCUACGGAAUUAGCCCAAAAGGAAACACAAGUUGUGAAUUGAGUUCAAAAAUGCCAAAUCCAGAAGAUCUGCAAACGAAUUCGGAUUACGAUGUUUAUUUGCGUACAGAACGUUUACCAAAUUGUGAACCUGAUCGACUUUAUAAAACUGGAAAUAGCGGAAAUCAAAAAUCGAUGAAUAAUACAAGAACGAAUUCUAGAUUUUCUGGUGGUCUCUUUGGAUCGUUUUUGCCAAAUAUUUAUCAACCUAACAGAUCUGAAAAUAAUGGGAAAAGACAAAACACGAGUCAACAAUCGUAUUUAUCAUCAUUCGAUGACGAACAACGUAUCAUAGACAUCAUUAGAAACAAGAAUUAUGGUUCAAGACCGAAAAUUCCAAUUAACGAUCAAAAAUAUCCAACUUUUGGUAUAAAUAAUGAAUCUAAAUUACCGACUGAUAAAAAGCCACAAUUUUUGGGUAACAAUUUCGGUGAGAAAAUUUCUUUCGAAAAAGGAUACGAAGAUAUAUUUCAUUUUGAUAGACCAAUUAUCACAAAGGAUGACGUAUAUCGUCCAGUGACAUUGAUUUAUCGUCCGGCUUAUGAUAACGUUUGGCAAAACAAAGAUUUUCAAAAUUAUGGAAAUAAACCGAUAAAUGAAAUUUAUUCGAAACCAGUAACUAAUAUUUACGAGGAAUGCAAGAAAACUUUGUCAAAUUUCCCGAAUGAUAAUAACAAAAAGGAUUCUUAUAAAACCGACAAGGACAAUGGCAUGAUCGUUAAGAAUUAUCAGACAUAUCGUACGACCACAGUUAUACCUAUGAAUGAACAUAAUUAUCAAGUACCUGUUAGAUGGAAACCUAUUCAAAAUGGAAUAACUCAACAAUUUCGACGUAAUCAAACACGUCCUUUCGUCAUUAAUUCGAACGAAGACGUUCCCAUGGGUACGAACGAUUAUCAAAAUUUUAUGAACGAUUAUAACAAGAAAUUUCAUGUUCCAAUUAACGAAGAAAAUAAGUCGUGUUACCGAAGACUUUUAACUGGCAAAAAAACGGUGCAAGUUUAUGUAAGAAGAGCGAUCGAGUGUCAGAGAUUAGAUGAGUGUCAUCGUGCCUGUGAUUACGAAAAAUAUUUCGUUUGCGAAGGCUUCAAUUACAGACGAAUGGGUCCUGGAUCACGUGGUAUGUGCGAGAUGACGUCAGUACCUUAUUCGCGUUUAAACAUUCAUCGAGAUUUCCAAACAGAUCCGCAAUGUGAUUAUUAUGAAAAAGAUCCUGAUUGUCUUCGUGAUACAAUAUCUCAGCCAUCUUGGCCCGGCCCUUAUCCUUCUGGAUCAGGACAUACGUAUAUCCCUGAUCGAAGACCUUCCAGUGAUAUACCAAGACCCAUCAUUCAUCAUGAUCAAAGACCGAUCUAUCAAAAAACUGAUCCAGCAAGACCAAUAGAUUUACCUAGACCACAGAUUGAUAUUAGAUCACAGGUUUAUGGUGGUCCCUACGAGACGCACGGUGAUCCCUUUUUUCAACAAACUCAUUCUCCCCAUGGAAGACCAAUUGACAAUUUCAAUGGCAAUGGUUAUUCUUAUGGGAGACCAUUAUUUCCAAGGCCAAUGUAUCAUGGUCCAAUUGAUAGACCUUAUCUUCCGAAAUAUCCCGACAGAAGAGUCGAUUAUAAUGGUCCUUAUAAUGACAUAGGAACGAACGAGAUCGGACCAUAUUCGUCGGACCGUCGAAAAGAUCCAAAGGAUUGGCAAGUUUAUGGUAAUGGAAUUUAUGGUAGUUCGUACGGAUACGAUACGAAUUACGUCGGUCAUUUCGAUAUACCAAAAUAUUAUCCGAAAAAUCCGAUCGAUGUGAAACCAACGAGACCACAAGAGAACGAUCAUUUCUAUGGUGAAUUUUAUAAUUACGGGGGUGCCUUUGGUUACGGUGACAAUUAUAUACCGGCUGAUAGAGAUCAGCUUUAUGGUGGAACGAAGAAGGAACGACGAUGUACCGUGAGAGCUGGUGCUGGAUUUAAACUUGUCAGAGAUGUUAUUAGAAAGACAUAUUUAACACCGAACUUGGAGGAAUGCGAGAGUCUUUGUUUGAACGAGAAUAAUUUUCUUUGCAUGACUUUGGCCUACAGAUACAACGUCGCGGCUACCGAUCCUACGGACAAUUGUCUACUCACCGAGAUCUCUUACAGGGAUUUAAAUUUUUACACGGACAUAGAACCCAAUCGUGAUUAUGAUAUUUACGCUAUAAUCGGCGAUCCAAAGACUUGCGAUAUGAUGGCCCAACGACAUCAUCAUUAUCAGAAUCAUCAUCAUCAGAAUCAUCAUCAUCAGAAUCGUCAUCCACCCGAUGAAUGCUUCUGGAGAGUAAGAAGUGGCUUCGGUAUGCCAUCAGAUGUUAUAAGGAAAUCAAUUUUUGUCGAUGACCUUGGCGAAUGUCAAGUCGAAUGUACAGUCUCACGAGAAUUCACCUGUCGAAGUUUCGCUUUUAGAUACGGAUUGGGAGGACUUCCACAACGAAAUCCCUCAAUGAAUUGUCAUCUAAGCGAUUGGCCAACUCAAGAAAUCAAUCCAACAACAAUGCCCGACAUGGACGGAGCCGAAAUAUACGAACGAGGUAGUUUUGGACGAGGUUGCGAGCCUUAUCCCUUUCCACCAUUUAAAAUCGGUGGACAAAGCAAAUUUCCACGUGGAGAAGAUGUAUGCUAUUCCAGUUAUCACAAACCGUGUAGAUUGACACCGUAUUCAGUGAUGUUGGCGAUAAACGUUGAUUCCGAAUCUGAAUGUCGUGAAAAGUGUUCGAAAAUGCGACAAAAAGAUCCAAUACCAUGCAUGUCCUUCAGUUACAAAAUUCGAGCUGAUAGGGACGAUCAAAAUUGUCUUUUGAGCGACGUAUCGAUAAGAGAUUUAAGACCAGGAUUGGAUUAUGCCUACGAUGAUGAUCACGUUCUUUACGCUUGGAAGGACCUUGAACCACAAUGCAUGAUCACAGGAUAUUCCAUAGAUGAUAAUCAUGUUUUUGGUAAUCAAGGAAAUGGUAAUGGUAAACCACUUUUACCUUCGCCAACAGCUAGACCUGAUUUAGGCCCUGGCUCUGAUCAAUCCGAUGGGAUUUAUAUUCCGGAUCCUAGACCAUUUUAUGGGCAUGAUAUAUCUAGACCAUUUAACAGUGUUUAUCAGCAUGGAUUACGACCAUACGAUCCCGAUAGACCUGAUCCACCAGUUAGACCAACAGAUGAUCGUCCUUAUAGACCACAUGGUGGUCAUGGCGAUUAUGAAGGUGAUUACGGAUAUAUGGAGCAUAAUAAUUUUCAUGGCUCAAAUGGUCAAGACGAUACUUUCCCACCAUCACCAGAUUUUGCAACCUUUCAACAUUACACGGUAAACGGUUACCCAUGUAAAAGAGAUACGAAAUGCGAGAGGAACGAUGUAGCUGGUUUUUGGUCAUGCGAAACGGAAGGAGGAGAAGUUGGUAGUUGGGAUUACUGUUGCGAACCUAACCAUCAUUGUGGUUACUCUCAAGGAUUUCAUUAUCCAUGGUGUUACGUGGGUUUGUCCGACGAUCAAUGGAGACCGUGCAGCGAGAAAUAUUAUCCUUAUUUACCAAGUCCACGACCGAUUCAACAGGACGUCUAUCAUAAUCAUCAUCAUCAUCAUCAUUAUGGCGAUUACAAUGGUGAUGAUCACGGGGAUCGUAACGAUAUAAAUUAUUAUUCUAGACAUUGGCCUGUGACAUACCUUCAUAGAGAACCACCACCAAAUUGUACGGACUCCUUGGCAUCUGCAAAUGAUAAAAAAGAUCAUCUUUUUAACGGAUCGUCGAUCGUACGAUCGAAUAAUGAUAAUUCACAAAAUGGCGAUCGUACCGUGAGAUUUCAAAAUCAUGAUGCUAGAAGACGUCUAGUAUCUCGUACCGCCGACAUAAGGAAUAAGAAUCGUUACGAUGAUAAAGAACACAAUGGUCAACUCUUCUUCACGAUGGAAAAAAUUGGUACAAAACGAUUCACCACUGACGACGACACAGAACGUAAUGCCGGAAACAUUGAAAGAACGUUUAAACUUAACUCGAGCCUAGCGCGUUUUAAUUCAACGGCGAUCGAAGCGCCAUUCGUCACGAAACAACGUGGACGCAAUCACUCGGAAUGGUCGAUAAAAAUGGUCACACCUUUGCCACCGUCGGUAAUAACAAAUAAUGAACGAUAUAAAGAAUUUUCUGCUCUUAAAUCGUCGAAUAAUUUCACAUCGAUUUUUUCUGGUACUAAUGAAUCUAACAUUUCCGAACUGAUAGGAACUACUCAUGGUUUCAUUGUUAAAGUGAAUUGACAUUUUUGCAUACACGUACAUAUAUAUAUAUAUAUAUAUAUAUGCACAUGUAUGCAAAAUUUGUGGUUAUAUUAAAUUUCCACAGGCAGAUAUUUUGUAAUGUUUUUGUGAAAUAACUUCUACUUGCCUUCGAUAUCUUUGCAUUUAUAUGUAUAAUAUCCGAUCACUAACUUUAUUCACUUUUUUGUUCAUUAAGAAAAUGAAUAUUAUUUUAAUACGAUCGACAUGAUAUAUAUAUAUACAUAUUUUUUAUUAUUAUUUGCUUUAAUUUACAAAAAUUAAAAUGUCUUAAGUUUAUAUACAUUAAGGAUGAUUCUCAUUGUACUUUUGUGUUUACUAAUAAAAAAAAAAGAAAAAAAAAAAAAAAAUA
Molecule: messenger RNA, 5723 nt
Organism: Vespa velutina
Lineage: Eukaryota; Metazoa; Arthropoda; Insecta; Hymenoptera; Vespidae
Exons: 15
Coding region: 803-5353 (1516 amino acids)
Source: RefSeq, a predicted model, not a curated record